AUGUCAUAUUACGAUAUAGACGAUAUACUAGCUGAUGCUGAAAAAUUACCAUGUCAAUUCAACCACACAAUCCCCGGACUAGGUUACCUCGAAGGCAACCCAGGGAAACCCAUUCAACAAGGUACCAAACUCGAACUACCAUUUUGGCUAGCUGAAAUCUUAGCCGUACUAGAAGUUCAAAACUCUGAUUCAUCAUUUAUUUCACUAAUAGACCCCGAUUUCAUCAACGAUAAAGUACUUAACGCCAUAAAGUCCGAUUCCAAAUCACUCGAUUUGCAUAAAUUAUCAUCACAAUAUUAUAACAUGAUUAUCAAAUGGGGCAAAUUGUUUUACGAACCAAAAUUAAUCGAACAAGUUAUGGAAAUGGCUAAAGAACGUAGUUUUGAGAUUAAUAAUUAUGCUAGUAAUAUUCACUCAAAACAUUUUAAUACUGAAUUUAUUUACACUUUGGAUGAAUUUGAAAAAAAAUUGUUCAAGGAUACUAGUGAAAGUAACAAGUUGAUGAGACAAUGGUUAAAAGAGUAG
Molecule: messenger RNA, 525 nt
Organism: Lodderomyces orthopsilosis Co 90-125
Lineage: Eukaryota; Fungi; Ascomycota; Pichiomycetes; Serinales; Debaryomycetaceae
Gene: PSF3
Product: DNA replication protein
Exons: 1
Coding region: 1-525 (174 amino acids)
Biological process (GO): mitotic DNA replication initiation
Cellular component (GO): GINS complex
Source: RefSeq, a predicted model, not a curated record